This is a messenger RNA of Vombatus ursinus (common wombat), 3578 nucleotides long. Its product is annotated as poly [ADP-ribose] polymerase 1-like. Gene Ontology annotation, cellular component: nucleus. The record is from RefSeq and is a predicted model, not a curated record. The transcript is spliced from 23 exons. Bases 99 to 3137 code for a protein of 1012 amino acids. Lineage: Eukaryota; Metazoa; Chordata; Mammalia; Diprotodontia; Vombatidae. Gene Ontology annotation, molecular function: DNA binding; NAD+ poly-ADP-ribosyltransferase activity; NAD binding.
GCGUGGGUGGGGACAAGGGGCUCCCCCUCCCGACACGCUCUUCCUGGCCACUGUUGCACGCGUCCCGAGAACAGAAAGAAGGAGAAGGAGGUGGGAGGAUGGCGGAGCCGGCGGACAAGCCCUACCGGGCCGAGUACGCAAAGAGCGGGCGCGCCUCCUGCAAGAAAUGCGGCGAGAGCAUCGCCAAGGACUCGCUCCGCUUGGCCAUCAUGGUGCAGUCACCCAUGUUUGACGGGAAGGUCCCAAACUGGCAUCACUAUGCAUGCUUCUGGAAGCGUGGGCUCGUCAUCUCUCAGGCUGAGCUUGAAGUAGAUGGGUUCUUGGAGCUGCGAUGGGAUGACCAGCAGAAAAUUAAGAAGACCAUCGAAGCUGGAGGGCUGACGGGAGGCAAAGGCGGGAGUCAAGACGGAGGUGGAAAGGGAGAGAAAACCCUAAUCAACUUUGCAGUUGAGUACGCCAAAUCCAAUAGGAGCGCUUGCAAAGGGUGUCAGCAGAAAAUAGAAAAGGGUCAGGUACGGUUGUCCAAGAAAAUGAUUGAUCCAGAGAAGCCACAGCUGGGGAUGAUUGACCGGUGGUACCACCCGGAUUGCUUCGUCAAAUGCCGAGAUGAACUGGGAUUCCUGCCUCAGUACAGUGCUAGCCAGUUCAAAGGAUUCAGUAUCCUGCAGCCAGAAGACAAAGAAACCCUCAAGAAACAGCUCCCAGCGGUCAAGACUGAGGGGAAGAGGAAAGGAGACGAGGUAGAUGGAGAUGAUGUAGCCAAGAAGAAGGCCAAGAAAGAAAAGGACAAAGAGACGAAGCAGGAGAAACUCUUCAAGGUACAGACAGAGCUCAUCUGGAACAUCAAAGAUGAACUGAAGAAAGUCUGCUCUACGAAUGAUCUCAAAGAGCUGCUGAUAGCCAACAAGCAGGAAGUGCCUUCUGGGGACUCUGCGAUACUAGACAGAGUAGCCGAUGGGAUGGCUUUUGGAGCUCUUCUCCCCUGUGAGGAGUGCAAAAAAGGACAGUUUGUCUUCAAGAGUGAUGCAUACUACUGCACUGGAGACAUCACUGCCUGGACCAAGUGUGUUGCCAAGACACAGACUCCCAGCCGGCAGGAGUGGAUCAUCCCCAAAGAGUUCCGGGAAAUCUCUUACCUCAAAAAAUUUAAGUGCAAAAAGCAGGACCGAGUGUUCCCCCCCGAAACUCAUGCCCCUGUUUCAAAACCACUCCCCUCAUCAGUGGCAACCCCUCCCACCGUGAACUCCCCAUCCUCUCCAGACAAGCCAUUGUCCAGCAUGAAGAUUCUGACUCUGGGGAAGCUCUCCAGAAACAAGGAUGAAAUAAAAGCUGCAAUAGAAGAACUUGGGGGGAAGCUGACAGGGACAGCUAACAAAGCUUCCCUCUGCAUUAGUACAAAAAAGGAGGUUGAGAAGAUGAAUAAGAAGAUGGAAGAGGUCAAAGAAGCCAAUGUGCGCGUGGUUUCGGAGGAUUUCCUCCAAGAUGUCUCUGCUUCCGGCAAGAGCCUCCAGGAGCUGCUCUGUCUGCACACCUUGUCCUCCUGGGGCGCUGAAGUGAAGAAAGAACCUGUUGGAGGGAAGAAGUCAGGUGUCUCUUCUUCCAAGAAGAGCAAGGGUCAAGUCAAGGAAGAGGAAGGGACCAACAAAUCAGAAAAGAAAAUGAAAUUAACACUGAAAGGUGGAGCAGCUGUGGAUCCUGAUUCUGGGCUCGAGGACUCAGCUCACGUACUUGAAAAAAAUGGAAAAAUCUUCAGUGCCACCCUUGGCCUUGUGGACAUUGUUAAAGGCACCAACUCGUAUUAUAAGCUGCAGCUCCUGGAGGAUGAUCGAGAAAUCAGGUACUGGAUAUUUAGAUCUUGGGGCCGAGUGGGCACUGUGAUUGGCAGCAAUAAACUAGAACAGAUGUCAUCCAGGGAAGAUGCCAUUGAUCAUUUUUUGAAGUUAUAUGAGGAGAAAACUGGCAACUCCUGGCAUUCCAGCAACUUCACUAAAUAUCCCAAGAAGUUCUACCCCCUGGAGAUUGACUAUGGGCAGGAUGAAGAGGCUGUGAAGAAGCUGACUGUCAGUGCGGGCACCAAGUCGAAACUCCCCAAACCAGUUCAGAACCUCAUCAAGAUGAUCUUUGACGUGGAGAGCAUGAAAAAGGCCAUGGUGGAAUUCGAGAUUGACCUUCAGAAGAUGCCACUGGGAAAGCUGAGCAAGAGGCAGAUCCAAAAUGCAUAUUCAAUCCUCAGCGAGGUCCAGCAGGUGGUGUCCCAGGGUGGCAGCGACUCUCAGAUUCUGGACCUCUCCAAUCGCUUCUAUACCCUGAUUCCCCAUGACUUUGGAAUGAAGAAGCCCCCACUCCUGAACAACAUUGAUUGUGUGCAGGCCAAAGUAGAGAUGCUAGACAACCUACUGGACAUUGAGGUGGCCUAUAGUCUACUCCGUGGCGGGUCUGAAGAUGGCAGCAAGGAUCCCAUUGAUGUUAACUAUGAGAAGCUUAAAACUGAUAUUAAGGUGGUUGACCAGAACUCAGAAGAAGCUGACAUCAUCAGGCAGUAUGUUAAGAACACACACGCUACUACUCACAAUGCCUACGACUUGGAAAUUAUUGAUAUCUUCAAGAUUGAGCGUGAAGGGGAAAGCCAACGCUACAAGCCCUUCAAGCAGCUUCAUAACCGGCGGCUGCUGUGGCAUGGGUCCAGGGCCACCAACUUUGCCGGGAUACUCUCUCAGGGUCUUCGAAUCGCCCCACCUGAAGCCCCUGUGACUGGCUACAUGUUUGGUAAAGGAAUCUAUUUUGCUGACAUGGUUUCCAAGAGUGCCAAUUACUGCCACACAUCACAGGGAGACCCAAUAGGAUUAAUCCUCCUGGGAGAAGUUGCUCUUGGAAACAUGUAUGAACUGAAGCAUGCAUCCCACAUCAGCAAGUUACCCAAGGGCAAGCACAGUGUCAAAGGCUUGGGCAAAACUGCGCCCGAUCCGACAGCCAGUGUCACUCUUGAUGGUGUGGAAAUUCCCUUGGGAACUGGGGUUCCUUCUGGUGUUAGUGACACCUGUCUCCUAUAUAACGAAUACAUUGUCUAUGAUAUUGCUCAGGUAAAUCUGAAGUAUCUACUGAAAUUGAGGUUCAACUUUAAGACCUCUCUGUGGUGAACAGAUAGCACUUGCCUAGUGCUUAGGCUGGACCCCUGUAGUUCUGCUGUAGCAUUGAGCUGCCUGGUAGGCUUAAAUAUCAAUGACCCUUUCAGAAAUAUCAAAAGAGCUGAGUUGCAGACAACUCUUAACUUCACUAAAUCUUCUCCAUAAGGAUUUUAUAUAAACAGAUGGCCAUAUGUUGAAAAGAAUUUUUUUCCCAAGCCUAAGUCUCUGGGUUUUGUUUGUCUCUGGGGAUUUGAUUCCCCACCCACUCAAGUUCCAUGCACCCCCUGGGGCAUAACAGAUCUCCUGUAACUGACAAGUGUGAAAAAGUUGGAAGAAAAAUGGUUUUACAUAAAAUAAGCAUGGGGGGAGGGAUUUUUAGAGAGGGAAAUUACAAUGUGAUGUUUACAUCAUUAGAUUUCAAAGGAAAAUAAAGUGCUUCCGACUCUUUCUAAA